AUGAGUGAUGAACAAAAAUGGAAACUUCAAUCAGGAAGAUUGGUUGAAAAUCUUUUAUAUGAAUUAGGUCAAAAGUGCAAAUAUGAAAACCUUGUACAUUCAUUUGUAAUAAAUCCUAGAGAUAUUUUUGUAAAAUCUUUAUUUACAGAAAGUGAAUUAAAAGAGAUCAUCACCGCUCCUUAUGGAGCAAACAUUGAUAAAGAAACAAAUGAAAAUAUAGAUGACUUGUUAAACUAUAUAUAUAUGUUUUCUAAAGAUUCUACCAGUGACAUCAGAGAAGCAUUAAAUAUGCCAGACCCUAGAUUAGGUAAAGACUAUGAUCCAGAACUUCAUUUCAAAUAUGAUCAUAUACAAACAACAGUAUUUGACUGGGUCUGGGUAUUAGAAAUGAAACCAAAUCCUUUGUGUCAAGUCAUGCCAGAAAGUUGGUAUAGAAUCAAUAUAUGGCACACAAUUGAUAUUGCAUUUACAGAUAUUCCUUAUGUUUUCUUUAUUGGGCAAAUUCCAAGGCAAUUAAUAGGAAAGAAAGGUGAUGGUUAUGUAAGAUCCUUUGGGUCAAAGAAAGUAGAUUGGGCAGCUUCCGAGGUGGGACAUGUGUGGGAGGGGGAGACAGGCACUAAAAUUUUAAAAGAGGGAGGUGCAGUAUUAAUGAAAGUGAAUUUAGACUGCCCCAAAGGAUAUGCUUGUUGGUAUGUCACACAUGAAGCUUGUGAAGUGUUUGCUGAUGUAAAAAAUUUCAAUCAUACAUUAGAUAUAUUGGUUUAUAUAUUAUAUGCAAAGUUUGAAAUACUUAAAACCAUGAAAAUUGUUAAUGGGAAGGAUGAUUUUGAUCAAGAUUCAAAGCGUGAUGAAAGACAACUUAUGAAAGCAGUAAAAAAGGAUACUAAAACAACUGCUCUUAAAUUAGUCAAGAGUCUUGAAGAAUUAAACAUUGUAACAAAAGAUAAUGCACCAUGUCAUAAAGCAGCUGUAGCAAAUCGAUGGAAAGAGGAAAAUCAUAUUAUGGUUCUUCCUUGGCCUGCUCAAA
Entrophospora candida is the source of this 1027-nucleotide messenger RNA. NCBI's taxonomy places the organism in Eukaryota, Fungi, Glomeromycota, Glomeromycetes, Entrophosporales, Entrophosporaceae. The record is from the annotation of a GenBank genome assembly.